Messenger RNA from Photinus pyralis (common eastern firefly), 1480 nucleotides. Its product is annotated as protein ALP1-like. NCBI's taxonomy places the organism in Eukaryota, Metazoa, Arthropoda, Insecta, Coleoptera, Lampyridae. The record is from RefSeq and is a predicted model, not a curated record. Bases 139 to 1371 code for a protein of 410 amino acids. The transcript is spliced from 2 exons.
AGCGCGAACAAGCGUUGGCGAACGCAAACAAGCAUCGACGAGCGGAAAGCAGAGAGAUUUUCUUUAAAACGAGCGCGAACGAACAAUUCGCGGCCAUUUUACCAUUCGUUUGUGUUCCACAGUUUUCUGUUUUCGAGCAUGGAUUCGACUCGAAAGAAAAAAAUAAUAGUAGCAAGUGCUGCGUUUUUGUUUCUGAAAUUAAACGAGAAAAAACGCAGAAGGCGCCGUCGAUGGUGGAUGACAUCAAUAUUUAGAGACAGAGAAAACCGUAAUGCUUCAGAAUUAUUGCUUACCCUUACACAAGAAGAUUCCGGGCAUUUUACAAACUUUUCCAGAAUGACUGCCACUGAUUUUGAAGAAUUGUUGCAAUUAAUAGGACCAAAAAUAGUAAAAAAGGACACUUAUUACAGAGAAGCUAUUCCAGCAAAAGAAAGACUAAGUGUGACUUUAAGAUUUCUUGCAACAGGGGAUUCCUACGCCAGCCUUAGUUAUCUAUUUAAAUUUUCAAAACAAGUUAUUGCAACGAUUAUUCCUGAAGUUUGUGCUGCGAUAAUAGACGCUCUACGACAUGAAAUUAAGACACCAACUUCCAGGGAAGAAUGGCUCAAAAUUUCGGAAGAUUACUACAAUUUAUGGAAUUUCCCCCAUUGUUUAGGCGCGAUAGACGGGAAGCACAUAGCUUUACAAGCACCUAUCAACAGCGGUUCCGACUACUUAAACUAUAAAUCGCACUUCAGUAUUGUGUUAAUGGCAGUUGUUGAUGCAAAUUACAAAUUUAUUUAUGCAGACGUCGGUUGUCAAGGACGUAUUUCCGAUGGUGGUGUGUUUAAAAAUACUAGUUUCUAUCUUGACAUGGAAUCAAAUUCUUUAAACUUGCCAGAAGAAGCGCCCCUCCCAACAACCAAUUCUGUCGCACCUUACGUGUUUGUAGCAGAUGACGCGUUUCCGCUUAUGAAAAAUAUUAUGAAACCCUAUACAGGAUCCUGGGAAAAAGGUACAAAAGAAAGAGCUUUCAAUUAUCGACUGAGUAGAGCGCGACGAAUUGUUGAAAAUGCAUUCGGCAUAUUAUCGUCUGUAUUCAGAGUGUUCAGGAAACCAAUGCUGUUAAAUCCUGAUAAAGCAACUCUUGUUGUGCUUGCAUGUUUAUAUCUACACAACUUUUUAAGAAAUCGCAAAAACUAUAAUAAUUUUACCGAGAAGUCAGGUGUAGAAAAAAAAAGUACGCAAGGGAACGAUUACCAAGAAAGAUCGGCGUUUAGCUCUUUUCGAUGUAUUCCUCGAAAAACAGCCGAAAAUGUAAAAAAAAUCAGGGAUACGUUUGCGGAAUUUUGCAAAACAGAACGCGUUUCAUGGCAAGACGAUUAUGAGUAGGUUAUCUAUAUAUUGUUAUUAACUAUUAUUGUUCGUUACGGUAAAAUAUGUAUCUGAAUAAAAAUUCUUACUUCUGAAGUAUUUUGUGUUUUCCGUGGAGUAUAACGAU